AUGGCGGCCAGCGCCAGCAGCACCAUGAAGGUCAGCUUCGAUGGGCUGCAGGCGGUGCCGGCGGCGGUCAUGGAAGGCACGCAGCAGAAGCAGUAUGCCUGGGAUGGCCGGCGGCUGCGGGCACUGGAGGCAGAGGACUGGGAGCAGGGGGCGGCGGCGGCGCGCACCCUGCGGGGCCGCAUCCGCCAUGCUGUGCACGACCUGCGCUCCGCCUUCUUUCCCAACCCGGACGAGUCGCUGCUGCAAGCGGUGGGCGUGGGCGCCCGGCGCUCGCUGCCGGCCGCCGCCACCAUCAACUGGGUGCUCAAGGAUGGGCUGGGGCGGCUGGGGCGCCUCACGGUGGCCACGCGCUUCGGGGAGUCGUUUGACUCAGACCUCAAGCGCUUCCGCUACGCCACCAGCAUCAUCUAUGCGGUCAGCCUCAGCUUGGAGUUCCUGACGCCGCUGGCGCCACAGCACUUCCUGGUCAUGGCCAGCCUGGCAAACGUGGGGAAGAGCAUCGGCCUCACCACCUUCAUCGCCACGCAGCCCGCCUUCCACCGCAGCUUCUGCCUGCGGGAGAACCUGGCUGACAUCUCGGCAAAGACACAGGCGCAGCAAAUGGUGAUGGACAACAUAGGGCUGGCGGCCGCGGUGGGCCUCACUUACCUCUGCAGGCACACAGAGGCGGCGCGGCGCGCUCUUCCUCUGGUCAUGUUCCCGCUGCUGGCGGCGGGCGACCUGUGGGCCAUCUAUAGCGAGCUGCGCUCCAUCCACCUGCGCACCCUGAACAAGGAGCGGGCUGAGAUCAUUGCGCAGCACUGGCUGCGAGAGGGGCGCGUGCCCUCGCCGCGCCAGGUCAGCGAGGAGGAGCGCUUUGUGCUGCCGCCUCACAUCGAGGUGGGGCGCAUGCCGCUCACCAUCAGCUCGCUGGACCAAGCGGUGCAGAGCAGCCAGGACCUGCAGCUGCUGGAGCAGCAGGACAGGGGCGACCAUUACUUCCUGACCUUCACCUCUCCUGGAGGCUCAAGCAGCAGCCCUAGCAGCAGCAGCAGCAGCAGCGACGGCAGCGGCCCGGCAGGCAGGGGUCGGCGAGGGCUGCUGCCGCCGCCGCUGCCGCUGCCUUGGCAGUUGGGGCGGCACGCCGGCAGCGUGCGUGUCUGCCUGAGGCAGGACGCCGCAGAGCCGGACAUAGUACAGGCGGUGCUGCAGGCAGCCUACUUGCGGCAGCUGUUGGGCGUGCCGCCUGCAGGCAGCAGGCACCCAGUGGCGUCCGCGGCUGACGACAGGGGCAGCGCAGUGGACGUGCAGCAGGCAGUCACCGACAGCGGCAGCAAAGCCCGCGGCAGCCUGAAGCCGUUCAUCUCCCAGUUGCAGGAGCAGGGCUGGCAGCUGGCGCCCUUCAUGCUGAGCAGCACCGAGAAGCAGCGAUACCUGAGGUUCUGGACUGGAUUGAUUUACACUCCAUAUGUCCCCCGAGGCGACAUCGACGCCGACGACCUCCUGGUGCAGAUCCCCAAGAACUGCAGCGACAAGCUGCUGAGCGACAAGCUGAAGCGGCGCUGCAAUGCAUGCGCCAGCCGCACGACACUCAAGUCGUGCCUAGCAACAAAUGCCCAGACGUGGCAUCAAAGCAAAGACAUUGAGUCGUGCACGUGGGUGUCCUAUAAUGCGCGGCACGAGACGGUGCGAGAACUCAACUUCACGCUAGGCGUCAACUUUCCAAACUACUACAUCUCACGAACAGACCCUCGCAUCUGUGCCGUCACACGCGAGUACACAGUUGAGAGCGGCCCAGAAUAUACGGCAUCUUAUUUCACCAGCUUUGGGGAUGUCGUGCGGGACGAUGGCACGGAUCUGCCCUGGGGCUUGCGCCCAGAGGCAGGCUGCGCCGUCAAGUGGCCCGAGACCAAGUGCCGGCUCAAGUUCUACCAGACACCUAACAUCUCGGUGGCCGUGUCCCAGCGAGACAUGCUUGCUUGUGUGGUGCGGUAA
Messenger RNA from Chlorella variabilis, 1974 nucleotides. RefSeq lists its product as hypothetical. The transcript has 19 exons. The record is from RefSeq and is a predicted model, not a curated record. Lineage: Eukaryota; Viridiplantae; Chlorophyta; Trebouxiophyceae; Chlorellales; Chlorellaceae. The coding region runs from base 1 to 1974 and encodes 657 amino acids.